UGUCUUUGAGUAGAACUUUCAAAAAGGUACAUGCAUCCCUAUCUUAAGUUGAGCUUCAGCCUAAACUUCUCCAUUUUUGUGCCUAAUUCUCUCUCUCUCUAAAUUUCUCUUUCCCUCUCUUUGUUAGUAGAGGAAAUGGGAAAUGUAAAACAACAUUCAUCAUCAAAUUCCAAGCUUACAACUUCUUUUAGAUGCAUCUCUUUUUUCCUUUUCUUUGUUGUUGGCUUUUCUCUCGGAAUCACUGUUAACAUAUAUUCGAAAAGCUUCUCGUUCACUUUUGAAACUAUCUUUUCUUCUCCGGAAGUCUCGUCAAGGUUGCUACUACAGCCCUCGCCUCCACCGCCUCCUAUUGUGAUAGAACAACGCAAACCAUUGCCACCGCGACUACCACCUCCUCCUACUAUACGUACUUUUAGGGAAUAUUCGCCACCACCACCGCUACCACAAAUACCACCGCCACCUGCUAUACAUACAUAUACGCCACCACCACAACUAUCACCGCUGCCUGCUAUACAUACAUAUACGCCACCACCACAACUACCGCCGCCGCCUGCAACACAUACAUAUAUGCCACCACUUAGCAUGGAGGACGAUGAGAUGUUUAAGCGAGCAUUGAAGGUUGAAAAGUCUGCAAAUAAUAAUGUAAAGAAAGUUGCUUUCAUGUUCUUGACAAAGGGGUCAUUACCUUUGGCUGAUCUAUGGGAGAAAUUCUUUGAAGGACAUGAAGGGCUGUAUACUAUAUAUGUUCAUACUCACCCUUUAUUCAAUGAUUCAGUGCCUCAGGAUUCUGUUUUCUUUGGUAGAAGAAUUCCAAGCAAGCCUGUAGAAUGGGGAAAACCGUCAAUGAUCGACGCGGAGAGGCGACUUUUAGCCAAUGGUCUUCUCGACAACUCCAACGAAAGAUUUAUACUACUUUCAGAAAGUUGCAUUCCCCUAUUCAACUUCACAAAAAUCUAUACAUACCUACUGAACACAAAUCAAAGCUUUAUAGAUUCAGUUGAUGAUCCAAGAAAAAUAGGCCGUGGCCGAUAUAAUCCCAAAAUGUCGCCUACAAUCACCAUAUCCGAUUGGCGAAAAGGAUCACAGUGGUUUGCAAUUACUCGAAAUGUCGCCUUUGAUAUUGUGUCCGACACAAAGUAUUACCCUGUCUUUAAAGAAUAUUGUAGCCCUCCCUGUUAUAUGGAUGAGCAUUACAUUCCUACGCUUGUUAAUAUAAUUUGUCCUGAAGAGAAUUCAAAUAGAACCAUUACUUGGGUUGAUUGGUCGAAGAACGGUCCGCAUCCCGGAAGAUUUGGGAAGGAAACUAUUUCUGUUGAGUUUCUGGAUGGAAUCAGGUUUGGUAAUAAUACUUGUAGCUAUAAUAAUGAAAAUUCUAGCUCAGUUUGCUUUCUGUUUGCUAGGAAGUUUUUAUGGAAUACUUUGGGACCUUUGUUGCAGAUUGCACCAAAAUUACUGAAUUUUUCAAAUCUUUAAGUUAUUUUCUACAAAUGGAAUAUAGAGAAAAACUAAAUGUACAUUAUGGUUUC
Messenger RNA from Mercurialis annua (annual mercury), 1526 nucleotides. Its product is annotated as glycosyltransferase BC10-like. The transcript is spliced from 2 exons. Gene Ontology annotation, molecular function: glycosyltransferase activity. The coding region runs from base 136 to 1473 and encodes 445 amino acids. The record is from RefSeq and is a predicted model, not a curated record. Gene Ontology annotation, cellular component: membrane. NCBI's taxonomy places the organism in Eukaryota, Viridiplantae, Streptophyta, Magnoliopsida, Malpighiales, Euphorbiaceae.